AUGGGUGCUAAAACGGCUAAAAAGGUGUCGAACAUCAAGGCUGAGCAAUCCGCCGCCAAGAAAUCUUCAGACGAUUCACCAAGAGCCACGCGAUCUACCAAACGCGAGCGCGCCUCGUCGAGCGCAAAUGACGUUCCGGAGCGUGAAGAACCCACGAGCCGACGCUCGAACGAAUCUGACGACGGAGACGACCGGGAGACGAAGAGACGCUGCGACGCUGUUGGCGCCGCGCACGACGCGGUUGACAAGGACGACGUCAAGACGCUCGUGCGCAUCGAUGGAAACGCCGGACGCGUGAUCGGUAAGGGUGGAGAGACCGUGCGGUACAUAGAGACUGUGUGCGAGGUGCGAGUAGAGUUUAGGAGGGACGAGGGUGUGGCGGUGGUGACACCGCGCGCGGACUUUGGCGGAACGCGGGAGGAGAAAUUAGCAAAUACGCGACGCGCGAAGGCUCUGAUCGAGGAGGUGGCGAACACGGGACACAUAAUGGAGCGUUUGACGGCGGAGGCUCCGGUGGGGGUGAACGCGGGGAUGCAUAUUGACGAGAGCGUCAUCCCGGCGGAGUUGUUGCGCGGUGAAGACGAUGACGAGUUGGAGUUUCAGAUUCCGUGUCCGGGUAAGGAAGGGCGAGUGAUCGGACGAGGCGCGGCAACGAUUCGAGAGAUCAGCGCUCGAAGCGGGGCGAGCUGUCACGUUGUUCGAGGGAGCGGGGUGUGCGUGGCAAAGGGCAAGCGGAAGUGCGUUCGAGUGGCAUAUCAAAUGGUGCAUGACACGUUGGAGUUACAGGUGGACAGAUUCGGCGUCGCGACGGAUGGGACGCAGCUCACGCAGUCACAGCCGCAGAUCGGGAUCACACACCCACCGACGUCGGCGAUGAUGUAUCCACCGCAAGGUCAACCGGGGCAGGUCGUGAGGCUUCAAGGACUUCCACAGGGCGCAGUCGUUAUAAAUGGGAUGACCAUGGUUCCUCUGUCUUCAAUAGGUUUAGCGCCCGCACCGGUGGCGAAUCCGGUGUCAACAGGAUUGGACACUACGAUCGAGGUCCCGUGCGCGGGUUCUGAGGGACGAAUAGUGGGUAAAGGAGGCGAGAUGAUAAAGCACCUCCGCGCGGUCACUGGGUGCAUGGUGGACAUCAAGAACAAUAAAUCGCCCUCGGCGGUUGUCGUGAUCUCAGGAACGCCGUACAACGCCGAGCUCUGUCGCUCCUACGUGUACGAAGUCAUGGAGAACGGUGACACUCGAGCAUUGGGGAAAUUAGGAGGUGCGCCGCAUCAAGGCGCGCCGCCAGUGCAGCAGCUAUAUCAACAACAGACGCAGUACUACGCGCCUCCAGUUCCAGCCAACGUCGGCGGAAUCUGGAACCGAUACUACGACGGUCAAGGAAAACCGUACGAGCAUAAUCCGGUGACUAAUGAAACGCGAUGGGUGUAG
Ostreococcus tauri is the source of this 1431-nucleotide messenger RNA. Its product is annotated as K homology domain, prokaryotic type. The transcript has a single exon. Gene Ontology annotation, molecular function: mRNA binding; protein binding. Gene Ontology annotation, cellular component: nucleus; cytoplasm. Bases 1 to 1431 code for a protein of 476 amino acids. The record is from RefSeq and is a predicted model, not a curated record. Gene Ontology annotation, biological process: regulation of gene expression. Lineage: Eukaryota; Viridiplantae; Chlorophyta; Mamiellophyceae; Mamiellales; Bathycoccaceae.